GAAGCUAUGACUAUUGGUGACUCUAUCAUGAGUUCUGACUCUAUAUCAUCUAAUACUGAUAGUUUAAUAUCGAAUGCUGAACAAUUGUUUAUCAUAUCAGAGGGUGUACAGAUAUUCUAUAUUACACCAGAAGGGUUUGUUAGUGCGCCAUCCUACCCCUCAACUUUAAGAUUAUGUAAGUUUUCUGAAGAAGCUGCCGUGGGUGCUACUAAUGCUGCUCCACCACCACCGGCAUUCUUACAGGUGGGUAAUUGGAUAUAUCCGUUGAUACCAGAUACCUCACCAGCACUACAGACUAGUUUUGGAGCUUAUAUCUUUCCUGAUACUCUUUCACAAGUUCCAGGUGCCACAGUGGGUGUAAUGUUUCCUGAAACUGUUACCCCUGAAGAGAGAAGAACAUUUGAAGAGAUCCUGUCAUCUUUGACUGUGAUGAAAGAACAACAGAGUGAAAUUCAACCAGCAGAUCUGACUUUACCUUCUGCUCCUUCUGUAUGGGAGGCCCCCCCUGCUGAACAAGUACAUCCUGCUGAACCAGUCAUCUCACAACCUAAUUGGAUAGCAUGGGGUCUAGGUAAAGGAGCAGAGAAAGCUAAUGAAUUAGUUAAGAGUGGUUCAAAAGUUAUACAGAAACAUAUAAACCCGGCAGAACGUCCUAGUCAUAUAGAUCCGAAGGUACAGAAAAGCUUGACGUAUGCUAGAAAGGGUACACAUGUUGCAGUGUCUGUGAGUUCAUAUGUAGUGAGUAAAUUAGGAGCAGCAACAGUUAUGUUAGGAAAACAACUGGCACCUCAUGUCAAAAAACAUGGUGAAAAGUUACUACCUAAAUCAUUAACCAAGGACACUGGUAGUAAAUCUAAAGUUAGUGGUGUUUUGGAAGUUACUGUUAGUGGUAUCAAAGGUUUUAGUACAGUAUAUUUGGGACUGGAGACAGCAGCUAAAUCUCUAGCUAAAAACCUGGCCAAUGAAACAGUGGUUGUUGUCAGUCACAGAUAUGGUACAGAAGCAGGAGCAGUUACAGAUAACACCCUCUACACAUUUGGUAAUGUUGCCAUGACAGCUUAUAAUGUUGAUAAUUUAGGAGUGAAAGCAAUGGCUAAGCGUGCUGUAAAAGAUACAGGAAAAGCUGUUAUUUAUAAAUAU
This is a messenger RNA of Lottia gigantea (owl limpet), 1140 nucleotides long. RefSeq lists its product as hypothetical. Gene Ontology annotation, cellular component: plasma membrane. NCBI's taxonomy places the organism in Eukaryota, Metazoa, Mollusca, Gastropoda, Lottiidae. The annotation marks the transcript as partial. The record is from RefSeq and is a predicted model, not a curated record. Gene Ontology annotation, biological process: negative regulation of BMP signaling pathway; cell division. The transcript is spliced from 7 exons.